Molecule: messenger RNA, 589 nt
Organism: Malania oleifera
Lineage: Eukaryota; Viridiplantae; Streptophyta; Magnoliopsida; Santalales; Ximeniaceae
Product: large ribosomal subunit protein uL29-like
Exons: 1
Coding region: 60-431 (123 amino acids)
Biological process (GO): translation; maturation of LSU-rRNA from tricistronic rRNA transcript (SSU-rRNA, 5.8S rRNA, LSU-rRNA)
Cellular component (GO): cytosolic large ribosomal subunit; ribosome
Molecular function (GO): mRNA binding; structural constituent of ribosome
Source: RefSeq, a predicted model, not a curated record
CAAGGGAAAACGGAGCUUUUCAUUUCAGAGAGGGACAGGAAGAGGGAGAGGAGGAAUCCAUGGCGAGGAUCAAGGUUCACGAGCUCAGAGGCAAGUCCAAGGCCGAACUACUAAGCCAGCUGAAGGAUUUGAAAGCAGAGCUUGCUCUCCUCCGAGUCGCCAAGGUCACCGGCGGAGCCCCUAACAAGCUCUCUAAGAUAAAAGUGGUGAGGCUGUCGAUUGCGCAGGUGUUGACAGUGAUUUCACAGAAGCAAAAGGCUGCAUUGAGGGAAGCCUACAAGAAGAAGAAGUUCCUGCCACUUGAUCUGCGUCCGAAGAAAACCAGAGCCAUUAGACGACGCCUUACUAAGCAUCAGGCAUCUUUGAAGACAGAAAGGGAGAAGAAGAGGGAAAUGUAUUUUCCCAUGAGGAAAUAUGCCAUUAAGGUGUAAGGUCUCUGUUGGGAAGGAUCCUUUGUGUUUUACUAUUUCAAUGCAAUUACGCGAUAAUGUUUAAAAUUUGUUUUCAGUUGAAUGUAGAAUUAUUUUGAUAUUGCACCUAGCGUGAUCACUCUUCAUGAGACCUUAAUGCUUUAGUUCUUUUUUUCCUA